GACUCCCAUUUAAAGACUUUUUGUUGGUUUCUGAAGUUCCCAAUGCCAGGCACCGGAGUGUGAGGCCAACUCCUGGCUUCCGGCGUACAUUUCUACUUUAAAAAAAAACAAAACAGAAGACACACACAGACGAUGGAGAGGAUCUGCACCUACUGCAUUCUCCUGCUCUGUUUGAUGGACAGAGUUUCCGCCAGGUCCAUUGACGAAAGAAGGAGUAAAGAUCUCCGGGUCUCCAAGCCUCUGAUUGUGCCAGGUUACCCAGAAAACACCACAGGGCUGUUGGGUGGUCAGGUGACGCUGGUGUGUAAAGUCCACCGGCCAGCGUCCACCAAGGUGCAGUGGCUGAAGACCGAGGUCGGCCAGGGGGGUCAGCCUCACCUCAGAGCUCUGACGGCCCUGCAGAGCAACAUGUCCAAGGUGAACACUCUGCAUCUGUCCAACAUCACUCUGGAGGACGCAGGAGAGUACCUCUGCAUGGCUGAGAGCAGCCACGCAGGGCAGACAGUGCAGGCCAUGCAGUCGGCGUGGCUGGACGUCCUGUCUGGUACCAUCAUUUCCCGAACUGUGGACCUCACUGCUGCUGAUAUCCCGUCAGAUGUUCUUGAGGACCUGAGUGAGGACACAACAGAACAUCUCCUGCUGGAGCCAGGCAACGUCCUGAAACUGCGCUGCGACACGAGCACCCGGCCAGGCAUGGCGGUCAACUGGUACAAGGAGGGAAUCCGGGUUGUGCCCACGCCCCGCAUCCAGAUCCGCGGAGCCAUCAUGGAGAUCACAGACGUGACAUAUGAGGACUCUGGCGUUUAUGUUUGUGUUGUCCGGGGAACCAAAGAUCCUGUGAGGAACUUCACCAUCAGUGUGGCAGACUCGUUGGGGUCAGGGGACGAUGACGAGGACAACGGGCUGGAGGACUCAUCGGCUGAGAUUGAAAACGACCAGGUUUACUUCUCCAGAGGUCCCUACUGGACCCACACCCAGCGUAUGGAGAAGAAGCUGUAUGCCGUCCCUGCAGGCAACACGGUGAAGUUUCGCUGCCCGGCCAUGGGCAGCCCCAUCCCGAGCAUCCGCUGGCUCAAAAAUGGACGUGAAUUCAGAGGAGAGCACCGCAUCGGAGGCAUCAAGCUGAGACACCAGCACUGGAGCCUGGUGAUGGAGAGCGUUGUGCCUUCAGACAGAGGAAACUACACCUGCAUGGUGGAGAACAAAUAUGGCUCCAUUGCUCACAGCUACGUCCUCGAUGUCCUGGAGCGUUCCCCACACAGACCCAUCCUGCAGGCCGGUCUACCAGCCAACACCACAGCAGUGGUGGGCAGCGACGUCCAGUUCCACUGCAAGGUCUACAGCGAUGCCCAGCCUCACAUUCAAUGGCUCAAACACAUAGAAAGGAACGGCAGCCGCUACGGCUCUGACGGGACGCCUUAUGUCCGGGUCCUCAAGACCGGCAGUCUGAACAUGUCAGAGGUGGAGGUGCUCUACCUGUCCAAAGUUACCAUGGAGGAUUCAGGAGAGUACACCUGUCUGGCUGGAAAUUCAAUCGGAUUUGCUCACCAGUCCGCCUGGCUCACCGUCCUCUCAGAGGAAGAAGCAGCGGACGCCAUGGACACCAUGGAGACCAAAUACACUGACAUCAUCAUCUACGCCUGCGGUUUCCUGGCUCUGAUCAUGGCCAUCAUCAUCGUGGUGUUGUGUCGAAUGCAGGUCCAUCCCAGAAGGGAGCCGUUUGACGCCCUCCCUGUCCAGAAGCUCUCCAAGUUUCCUCUCCGCAGACAGUACUCGGUGGACUCCAACUCGUCAGGGAAGUCCAGUGCGUCGCUCAUGAGGGUGGCUCGCCUCUCGUCCAGCUGCUCUCCCAUGCUGGCUGGAGUCAUGGAGUUUGAGUUGCCCUACGACCCGGACUGGGAGUUCCCCAGGGAGAAUUUAACGUUAGGCAAACCUCUAGGAGAAGGCUGCUUCGGUCAGGUGGUCAGAGCUGAGGCCUACGGCAUCAACAAGGACUCUCCGGAUCCGGCGUCUACUGUCGCGGUUAAGAUGCUCAAAGAUGACGCCACAGACAAGGAUCUGGCAGACCUCAUCUCGGAGAUGGAGCUGAUGAAGGUGAUGGACAAACACAAGAACAUCAUCAACCUGCUUGGAGUAUGCACACAGGAUGGCCCUCUGUAUGUGCUGGUGGAGUACGCCUCCAAAGGCAGUCUGAGGGAGUACCUGCGGGCCCGGAGACCCCCAGGCAUGGACUACACCUUUGAUGUGACCAAGGUGCCUGAGGAGCAGCUCACCUUCAAAGACCUGCUGUCCUGCGCCUACCAGGUGGCCCGAGGGAUGGAGUACCUGGCCUCUAAACGGUGCAUCCACAGAGAUCUGGCAGCCAGGAACGUUCUGGUGACUGAGGACAACGUGAUGAAGAUCGCUGACUUUGGCCUGGCCAGAGGAGUCCACCAGAUCGACUACUACAAGAAAACCACCAAUGGACGGCUGCCGGUGAAGUGGAUGGCACCAGAGGCUUUGUUUGACAGAGUCUACACACACCAGAGCGACGUGUGGUCGUUUGGCGUUCUGAUGUGGGAGAUCUUCACGCUGGGCGGAUCACCGUACCCUGGGAUCCCCGUCGAGGAGCUUUUCAAGCUGCUCAAGGAGGGACACCGAAUGGACAAACCCUCCAACUGCACACAUGAACUCUACAUGAUGAUGCGUGAGUGCUGGCAUGCUGGCCCCACCCAUAGGCCCACCUUCAAACAGCUGGUGGAGGAGCUGGACAAAGUGCUGCUGUCCAUCUCUGACGAGUACUUGGACCUGUCGACACCCUUCGAGCAGUACUCCCCGUCGUGCGAGGACACGUCCAGCUCCUGCUCCUCCGACAACGACUCUGUUUUCACCCACGAUGCCUUGUCCACCGACCCCUGCCUCUUGGGCUACCAGGACGUGCGCUCCCGGAUAGACAUGAAAAAGACGCUCCAGUAAACUCACAACUGAAGGCACCCACACAUACACAGACAUGAACACAAGGUAACGCAUCCCUUGGCGGCCAUUUUGGAGGUCCGUCGCUGCAUUUCUAAAGGUAAAUUGAAGCUUCUGUUCAUGAAGUUUUCCAUUGGACCUCCAUUAUGGCACCAGAUGACGCCCUUAGACACAGAUGGGGCAUUUAUACACACACAUAGAAACAACACACACAUGCAGGUGGAGCACUGGUGGGCUUCAUCACACGGUGAUGGUUUGAAGAAAAGCAUUUCAUCGUGGGCGGAAGAAAAAAGGACAAACUAAACGUGGUAGUUUGGACUAUCAGCUCUGGCACUGUGCCCAAGAACAGUUGGACAAGUUGGAAAACUGCGGCACUAAACACCACAGAAGAAGAAAAAAAAACACCUGGUACUCAUGCUUUGUUUGAUCGACUCUCCCUCAGCGAGGCGACGGGCAAUGAUCUCCUCACAACAUCCCAAAACCAGGGCGAGAAACCUCGGUGAUAAAGACAUUUUUUAACAAACAAAAAAAGAUUUAUUUUGCUAUGAUAAAAAAAGAAGAAACUGAUUGUUAAAUAUAAAUCUCUCUAUAUAAGAUUAUUUUACUUUUGUGUUGCUUAUUUAAAAAGAAAACAGUCUUAAAUCUCAGGAUCCCUUGUGCUAAGAAGUUGCUGUAGCGGCAGCAAAGUGCCAUAUGAUUUCCUGUGAAUAUAUUAGAAUAAUAUUAAAAAUAUUGUAUGUACAUAUCAGCAGCAGAAAGACGAUUGUCUUUCAUAAAUUAUUGUGAAUGACACAAAAAUGAAGGUUAUUGGAGGUGAAAGGAGAGAGGUAUUUAAUCUGGUGAUACAAGUGCCAAACCUGUCGUAGCUGUCACAUUGUCUUCAGGUCCAGGUGUCAUUCCAAAAAUGUUCAAUUUCGAAAAAAAACAAAUUGUACUUAAUGAUCUCCAAAGUUCAACCAAAUCAUAAAGUAGAUGCUGUUAAAAUUGGUACACAAAAGCAGCUUUUGCAGACAUUUUUAAAAACCAACCCGUAUCUUGACCAACUGAGAAACACAAAAUUUAACAACUCCAACCUCAGAUGUAUGUGGUUAAAAAA
Etheostoma spectabile (orangethroat darter) is the source of this 4048-nucleotide messenger RNA. RefSeq names its product fibroblast growth factor receptor 4 (gene fgfr4). The record is from RefSeq and is a predicted model, not a curated record. Gene Ontology annotation, molecular function: fibroblast growth factor binding; fibroblast growth factor receptor activity; ATP binding. Gene Ontology annotation, biological process: cell surface receptor protein tyrosine kinase signaling pathway; multicellular organism development; regulation of bile acid biosynthetic process. Gene Ontology annotation, cellular component: signaling receptor complex; plasma membrane. NCBI's taxonomy places the organism in Eukaryota, Metazoa, Chordata, Actinopteri, Perciformes, Percidae.